UUAUUAUUAUUAUUAUUAUUAUUAUUGUACCCUUAUUAUAUACCUUUUAUAUACCUUUAUUAUACCUUUAUUAUACCUUACUAUACCUUACAAUACCUUAUUAUACCUUACAAUACCUUAUUAUAACCAUACCUUAUUACCCUUAUUACCUUUCCUUUAUUUACUUUUAUACCAUGGGAAAAUAUUUUUCUAAAGAAAAAAAUAAAACAACUAAACCAUGUAUAAAUUCUCAUGAAGUUUUCUCUCGUUCUUAUGAAAGUAAAGAUGAUUAUAAUGAAGGUGAACAUUAUAUUCAUAUUGCAACGAGAGAUAUAUUUAAAGUAAAUUUUUCUUCGGAUAUUCAAAAUGUUUUAUUAAAUCCUAAUACAAAAAUUUUAGAUGUUGGUUGUGGGUUCGGAUUCUGGUUAACGGAAAUGGCAUCAGACUUUCCAAAACCUAGUUACUUCGGGAUUGAUAUUUUACCAAUAUAUCCAAAAUCUACAUUUCCAAAUAAUAUCACAUUUCAACAACAUGAUAUUUUAAAAAGAUUACCUUUUGAAGAUAAUUCAUUUGAUUUCAUUCAUAUACAAUUUUUAAAUUUUGAUAUAACUGAAUUACAAUGGGAAACAAUUGUUUUUCAAGAACUUGCACGUAUUCUUAAACCAGGUGGAUGGUUAGAAUUUUGUGAAAUGGAAUAUGGAAUUUUAAAUUAUGGUCCUUUAUCCAAACAAUUUGAUUUAACAAUGAUAAAUUAUUUAAGGACAAGAAAUGUUAAUCCACAAAUAAUUUUACGUAGUCAUUCAAUAUUGAAAUCAAUUCCAUCAUUCUCAUCAUCACAUAUACAUCAUAAAAGACGGAAAUUUCCGGUAGGAUCUUAUAAAAAUCAAUUGGAAGAAUUAUGCGCUAAAAAUACAAAACAUCAAGUUAAAUCACUUUUAAAAGGUCAAAUAGGUAAAGAUAUGAAUGUUAAAAAAGGGGACGUUGAUUCAAUUACUGAUAAAAUAGUGAAAGAAUUUGAAACAAAUAAAUCUUAUUUUUAUAUUCAUAGAAUCUACGUUCAAAAGCAUUAACGGGUAUUAAACACAUUAUAACGCAUUUAACACACGCAUACACAUUUACACAUGCACUUAAACAUUUUUUUACACACGCAUUUAACAUUUUUUUUUUUACACACGUUGACACACGUUGACU
Messenger RNA from Rhizophagus irregularis DAOM 181602=DAOM 197198, 1170 nucleotides. RefSeq lists its product as uncharacterized. The record is from RefSeq and is a predicted model, not a curated record. Gene Ontology annotation, molecular function: methyltransferase activity. NCBI's taxonomy places the organism in Eukaryota, Fungi, Glomeromycota, Glomeromycetes, Glomerales, Glomeraceae.